Messenger RNA from Cannabis sativa, 13164 nucleotides. RefSeq lists its product as uncharacterized. The record is from RefSeq and is a predicted model, not a curated record. Gene Ontology annotation, biological process: protein targeting to vacuole; protein retention in Golgi apparatus. Gene Ontology annotation, cellular component: extrinsic component of membrane. The coding region runs from base 146 to 12862 and encodes 4238 amino acids. The transcript has 63 exons. Lineage: Eukaryota; Viridiplantae; Streptophyta; Magnoliopsida; Rosales; Cannabaceae.
AAAAAGAGUGGGACUAGUAGCGUCUUCUGGAAUAGAAUAUCCGUUUUUUUUUUCUUCUUCUUCUUUUUUCUAUCUCAAAUUGAAAUUGGGAAUUUUGGGGAUGAAUGGAGGAGUAAUGAGUUGUUGAUCCUGUGAAGAAGUAAGGAUGUUGGAGGAUCAGGUGGCUUACCUCUUGCAGAGGUACCUUGGCAACUACGUCAGGGGACUCAACAAGGAAGCCCUUAAGAUCAGUGUUUGGCAAGGAGAUGUGGAGCUAUCAAAUAUGCAGUUGAAACCGGAGGCACUUAAUGCAUUGAAAUUGCCUGUGAAGGUUAAGGCUGGAUUUCUUGGCUCUGUGAAACUUAAGGUACCUUGGAGUAGGCUUGGUCAAGACCCAGUUGUAGUUCAUCUGGAUCGUAUUUUUUUGUUAGUUGAACCAGCAACGCAAGUUGAAGGGUCCACUGAGGAUGCCAUUCAAGAAGCCAAGAAAAGCCGAGUGCGGGAAAUGGAGAUCAAGCUGGUAGAGAAGGCUCAACAGUUAAAGUCUGAAGUGAAUCAAUCAUGGUUGGGUUCCCUAAUCAGCACUAUAGUUGGGAAUUUGAAACUCUCAAUUUCAAAUAUUCAUAUCAGAUACGAAGACAGUGAAAGCAAUCCUGGACACCCAUUUGCAGCAGGUGUGACAUUGGAGAAACUCUUAGCUGUGACAGUUGAUGACAAUGGGAAUGAGACUUUUGUUACUGGUGGUGCACUAGACCGUAUACAAAAGUCUGUUGAGCUUGACCGACUUGCACUUUAUCUGGAUUCUGAUAUUGUCCCGUGGCAUAUUGACAAGCCAUGGGAGGAUUUGCUUCCUUCUGAGUGGGUCCAGGUUUUUAGAUAUGGCACUAAAGAAGGCAAACCUGCUGAUAGAAUUGUCAAGAAGCACACUUAUAUUCUGGAACCAAUUUCAGGAAAUGCAAAGUAUACGAAGCUAAGGGAAAAUGAACAAGCUAAGAGCGAUCAACCUUUGCAGAAUGCAACAGUGAAUUUGGAUGAUGUCAUUCUCUGUUUAUCAAAGGAUGGAUACAAGGAUAUGUUAAAACUAGCUGAUAACUUUUCUGCUUUUAAUCAACGCUUAAAAUAUGCACAUUUUCGUCCACAUGUUUCCGUCAAAUCUGAUCCUCGUUCUUGGUGGAAGUAUGCUUAUAGAGCUGUAUCUGACCAAGUGAAGAAGGGAAGUGGAAAAUUGCCAUGGGAACAAGUUUUGAAGUAUACAAGAUUGCGGAAAAGAUACAUCUCUCUUUAUGCCUCCCUUCUUAAAUCUGAGCCCAGUCGAGUAACUGUUGAUGACAAUAAAGACCUUGAGGAUCUAGAUCGUGAACUAGAUAUUGAGGUCAUAUUGCAAUGGAGGAUGCUGGCUCAUAAGUUUGUGGAGAAAUCGACAGAAUCAGCCCACAUGAGAAAACAAAAGUCCAAGUCAUCAUGGUGGUCAUUUGGAUGGAGUAAUGAGGCAUCUGAAGAUGAAACCGAGCCAAUUCAUUUCAGUGAGGAAGACUGGGAACAGUUAAACAAAAUCAUUGGGUAUAAGGAAGGUGAUGAUAAUAAGUUAGUUUUAUUAAGUGGCAAGGCAGAUGCUCUUCAGACUUCCUUAAACAUUUACACGAAACAUAGUGCCACCAAACUUAUUGAUGGGCCCAACGAGUAUCUUGCUGAAUUAUCAUGUGAAGGUCUUCAUUGCUUCAUAGAACUUUAUCCAGAGACCAAAAAAUUUGAUGUGAAAUUGGGUUCAUAUAGGCUAUCAUCACCAAAUGGUUUACUUGCUGAGAGUGCAACUAAUUAUGAUUCGUUACUCGGGGCUUUUUGCUAUAAGCCUUUCGAUAUGAAAGUUGAUUGGAGCAUGGUUGCUAAAGCGUCCCCUUGUUAUGUGACUUAUAUCAAGGAUACUAUCGACCAAAUUAUCAAUUUUUUUCAAAGCAGUACUGAUGUCAGUCAAACCUUAGCUCUGGAAGCUGCUGCUGCUGUUCAGAUGACAAUAGAUGAAGUCAGGCGCACUGCUCAGGAACAAGUGAACAAGGCAUUGAAAAAUCAAUCCAGGUUUUUGUUGGACAUUGAUAUAGCUGCACCCAAAAUAACAAUUCCAACAGAAUUUUGUCCUGACAACCGACAUUCAACAAAACUUAUGCUUGACUUGGGAAAUUUGGUGAUUCGUACAGAGGAUGAACUUGGAUCAUCCAAGGAGUUAGACAUGUAUUUGCAGUUUAACUUGGUUUUGAAGGAUGUGUCUGCCUUUCUGGUUGAUGGUGACUAUCAUUGGGGAGAAGUUCCCACAAAGAAGCAUUCUACUCCUGCUCACUCAAAUUAUGUUAGUCUUCUGCCCGUUAUUGAUAACUGUGGGGCAAUGCUAAAGCUUCAACAGAUUCGAAUGGAGAAUGCCUCCUACCCUUCAACGCGACUUGCCAUACGACUACCGUCAUUAGGGUUUCACUUCUCUCCAGCAAGAUAUCAUCGACUGAUGCAGAUAGCAAAGCUCUUUAAGGGAGAGGAUACUGAAAAAUCAGAUUUCUUUCAACCUUGGAAUCAGGCUGACUUUGAGGGGUGGUUAUCUCUUCUUACUCGGAAGGGUGUGGGAAAUCGAGAAGCUGUGUGGCAGCGCCGAUACUUCUGCUUAGUUGGGCCUUUCCUCUAUGUCCUUGAGAGUCCUGGCUCCAAAUCAUACAAACAAUAUAUCAGCUUACGUGGGAAACAGAUAUCUCGAGUUCCGCCAGAAGUUGUGGAUGAUGCAGAUCAUGUACUGGCUGUUUCUGAUAGUUCACGUUCAGACAAGGUUGUGGAGGAUGCAAAUGCACUCAUAUUGCAAUGUGAAUCUGAUGAUUCAAGGAAGACUUGGCAGAGCCGUUUGCAAGGAGCAAUAUAUCGUGCAUCGGCUUCUGCUCCUGUAACUACUCUAUCUGAAACUUCAUCAGAUGCUGAUGAUUCUGAAAUCGAGGUUGAUGACAAAAAUAAAGCCAUUGGUCUAUUAGAGAUGGAAAAAAUAUUUAUUACUGGUGUUCUUGAUGAAUUGAAGGUCCGCUUCAGUUACAGCGAUCAGCAUGACCACAGUUUCUUCAAAGUGCUCCUAACAGAAGAGACUCGCUUAUUUGAAUUUCGAGCUAUUGGUGGUCAGGUUGAAGUAUCCAUAAGAGAACAUGAUAUGCUUAUUGGUACUGUCUUGAAAUCUUUGGAAAUCGAAGAUUUAGUUUCUCUUAGCAAUGGUUCUCGACCACGCUAUGUUGCCAGAUCAUUUAUUGGGAGUACAGAUGCAUAUUCAACAUUUGAUGAUGAAAGGAAUCAGAUCUCUGAAAGCAAUGACUUAGAGUCGAGUGAAGGUGAUGAUAAGUUCUAUGAAGCACAAGAGAAUUUGGUUGAGUCUUUUGACUACCCUAUGCAGUCACCACGAAAUUUCUCAGGGAAUUUUAGUAGCCAAAAGUUUCUCAAAUCCGAUAGUUUGUCUGAUAAGCUUCCUAGUUUUACCCACAUUUCUGGUCUACUCCCUAAAGAUGUACCAACUGAUGAUGUUACCCAAACUGAUGUAAUGGAUAGUUUUGUGAAAGCUCAGAUAGUGAUCUGCGACCAAAAUUCUCCUACAUAUGAUAAUAUAGAUACACAGGUCAUCAUCACCCUAGCAACCUUAUCAUUUUUCUGUCGUAGACCCACAAUUCUUGCCAUUAUGGAAUUUGUUAAUGCCAUUAAUGUCAAGGAUGAAAGCUGUGAAUCAUUCAGCGAAAAUUCCCCUGGAACAGUUGCAAAGCAUGACAUCCCUAAAAAUGACAUGAUUGAUGAACAACUGUCAACAACUACUCAGGAUGCUGUUGUUAAAGGUUUGCUAGGAAAGGGGAAGUCUAGAGUUGUGUUUAAUAUUACCCUAAAUAUGAAGCGUGCUCAAAUCUUGUUGCUGAAUGAAGAUGAAACCAAGCUUUCAAGUCUUUCCCAAGAUAAUUUGCUUACAGAUAUAAAGGUGUUUCCGUCCUCGUUUAGUAUUAAGGCAUCCCUUGGAAAUCUUAGAAUUACUGAUGACAGUCUUCCAGAAAAUCAUAUGUAUUUUUGGGCUUGUGAUAUGAGGAAUCCUGGAGGCAGUUCAUUUGUCGAGUUGGUUUUUACUUCAUUUAGUGUUGGGGACGAAGACUAUAAAGGUUAUGAGUAUAGUUUCUUUGGAGAGCUGUCAGAAGUACGAAUUGUAUACUUGAAUCGCUUUAUACAGGAGGUUGUUAGUUACUUUAUGGGCCUCGUUCCCAACGAUUCAAAAGGAGUUGCUAAACUAAAAGACCAGCUAACAAAUUCAGAGAAGUGGUUUACAACUAGUGAAAUUGAAGGAUCACCUGCAGUGAAGCUGGAUAUUUCUCUUAGACAGCCCAUUAUAUUAAUGCCUCGGAGAACCGACAGCCUUGACUACUUGAAGCUGGACAUUGUUCAUAUAACAGUACAGAAUACCUUUAAGUGGUGUUUUGGAAGUAAAACUGAUAUUAAUGCUGUGCAUUUGGAAAUAUUAACAAUUCAGGUAGAGGACAUUCAUCUGAAUGUUGGCACUGGUACAGAUCUAGGAGAAAGCAUUAUUCAUGAUGUGAAGGGGAUCUCUAUUGUAAUCCAGAGGUCCCUUCGAGAUCUGUUACAUCAAAUACCCAACACAGAAAUCAAAAUUAAGAUUGAGGAACUGAAAGCAGCUCUCUCAAACAAGGAAUACCACAUUAUUUCUGAAUGUGCAGUGUCCAAUAUCUCCGAGACCCCACGUGCUAUUCCUCAGUUAAAUAAUGAUUCUAUAACUACUGUUGAUGUAGUAGAAGCAGAACCUAUCAUUCCUCAUGAUACAAGUGUUCUUGAAUCUCAAAAUGCAAAUGGAGAAGCCUGGAUUGUGACAAAAGUAUCUGUAUUCAUUGGUCUUGUUGAAUUGCGGUUAUAUACAGCAAUGGCAAGAGAUGCACCGCUGGCCACAGUGCAGAUUAGCGGUGCAUGGCUACUCUACAAGUCUAGUUCAGUUGAAGAAGGUUUUCUCUCAGCGACACUGAAGGGUUUCACUGUUUGUGAUGAUCGUGAAGGAACUGAACAAGAAUUCAGAUUGGCAAUAGGAAAGCCUGAUAAUAUUGGUUCUAGUCCUUUGCAUUUGUCCACUGGCAAUGGUGGUGAUGAAAUACAGCUGACAAAUGAUCAGAAUGUUGCGAAGGACAUUGAUGCAAAACUUGAUUUUACGAUGCUUAUUCUUGACGUUAAGUUUAACCAACGUUCAACAUUUGUUUCGUUAUGCAUUCAAAGGCCACAGUUGCUUGUUGCACUUGAUUUCCUGCUGGCUGUUGUUGAAUUUUUUGUUCCAACACUUGGUAGUGUGAUGAAUAAUGAAGAAGGCACACAAUCUUGUCAAGUAAUUGAUACAUUGAUUCUCAAUGAGCCAGUUUAUAAGCAACCAUCUGCCAAAUUCUCUUUCUCCCCUCAAAGACCUUUAGUAGUUGACGAUGAGCGAUAUGAUCAUUUUGUUUAUGAUGGUGGUGGUGGAAUACUGUAUUUGAAAGAUAGGCAAGGAUUCAAUCUCACAGCACCCAGCACGGAGGCUAUAAUAUAUGUGGGCAGUGGGAAAAGGUUGCAAUUCAAGAACAUUAUGAUCAAGAAUGGGUUGUAUUUAGAUUCAUGUAUUUCUCUUGGAAGCAACAGUAGCUAUUCAGUGUCAAAAGAUGAUCAUGUCUAUAUGGAGGGUGGUAAUGAAAGUUCUAUCCAAGGCUCUUCUAGCAUCCCUGUCAAUGAGCUACCAUCUCAGAGUAGUUCAGCUGAGAGUUCAACGGAAUUUAUAAUUGAGUUGCAGGCUAUUGGUCCAGAGCUGACUUUUUAUAACACAUCAAAAGAUGUUGGGAAGUCACCUCUUCUCUCUAACCAAUUAUUGCAUGCACAACUCGAUGCAUUUUGCAGGCUUGUUAUGAAGGGAGAAACAAUGGAAAUGAAUGCCAAAGCACUUGGUUUGACCAUGGAGAGUAAUGGCAUCAGAAUUCUGGAGCCUUUCGAUACCUCCAUAAGCUAUUCAAAUGCUUCGGGAAAGACUAAUAUACAUGUAUCUGUUUCAGAUAUAUUCAUGAAUUUUUCGUUCAGUAUUUUAAGACUUUUUUUAGCAGUUGAAGAGGAUAUUUUGACCUUUCUAAGGAUGACUGCUAAAAAAAUGACAGUGAUAUGCUCCCAGUUUGAUAAGGUUGGAAUGAUAAAAGAUCCCAAUAGUGAACAAGUAUAUGCCUUCUGGAGACCUCAUGCACCGUCUGGUUUCGGAAUUCUGGGAGACUUUCUGACUCCAUUGGACAAGCCACCUACAAAAGGAGUGAUUGUAGUGAAUUCCAAUUAUACAAGAGUCAAGAGACCUGUAUCUUUCAAAUUGAUAUGGCCUCCUUCAGAAUCUGGAAACUCAUCUUAUGGAGAUUGUUGUUCCAUUUGGUUUCCUGAAGCUCCCAAAGGUUAUGUUGCAUUAGGCUGUGUGGUUUCCCCUGGAAGAGCCCAACCACCACUAUCGUCUGCCUUUUGUAUUUCAGCUUCAUUAGUUUGUCCAUGCUCUUUAAGCGACUACAUUGCAAUCAAUACUGUCAAUUUAGGCUUGCCAAGUGUGGCAUUCUGGCGUGUGGAAAAUUCUAUUGGUACUUUUUUGCCCGUUGAUCCCACUUCUCAUAACUUGAUAGGUAGAGCAUGUGAUUUACGUCACAUUAUGUUUGGGUCUCUGGAAGCCUCUUCAAAAACUUCUAUUAGUAUGAAUGCUCAAUCUUCUCCAUCUCACACUCUUCAAUCGGAAAGACAAGCAUUGAACUCUGCUCAGCGUUUUGAAACGGUUGCUAAUUUUCAGUGGAUAUGGUGGAAUCAGGGUUCAAACUCAAGGAAAGAAUUAUCAUUAUGGCGACCAAUAGUCCCUCAGGGAAUGGUGUAUUUCGGCGACGUUGCUGUCAAAGGGUAUGAGCGUCCACGUAGCUGUAUUGUUCUCCGUGAUACUGAAGAUGAAGUGCUUUUCAAAACUCCUCUAGGUUUCCAGCUUGUUGGGCAAAUCAAGAAACAGAAAGGAAUGGAAAGUAUAUCUUUCUGGUUACCUCAAGCUCCUCCUGGAUUUGUUUCCUUGGGUUGUGUUGCAUGUAAGGGAACCCCAAAGCUAAAUGAGUUCAGCACAUUGAGAUGCAUGCGCAGUGACUUGGUAACUGGGGAUCAAUUUUCAGAAGAGAGUCUCUGGGAAUCAUCUGAUUCCAAGGUUGGAACAGGGACAUUUAGUCUAUGGGAAAUUGGUAAUGAGUUGAGGACCUUUAUCGUGCGCAGUGGCUUCAAAAAACCUCCUAAAAGAUAUGCUUUAAAGCUUGCAGAUACAGAUAUGCCUAGUGCUUCAGAUGACACUGUAAUUGAUGCUGAAAUUAGAACCUUUUCUGCUGCACUUUUUGAUGACUAUGGUGGCUUGAUGGUCCCAUUGUUCAAUGCGUCUUUAAGUGGAAUAGGGUUCAGUUUACAUGGAAGAAAGGACUAUUUGAAUUCUACUGUCAACUUCUCUUUGGCUGCUAGGUCCUACAAUGACAAAUAUGAAUCCUGGGAGCCUCUUGUUGAGCCAGUGGAUGGAUUUUUAAGGUACCAAUACGAUCUCAGUGCUCCAGGUGCAGCUUCUCAGUUGCGUCUAACAUCUACAAGGGAUCUGAAUUUGAACAUUUCUGUAUCCAAUGCUAAUAUGAUAAUUCAAGCUUAUUCUAGCUGGAACAAUCUUAGUAAUGUCCAAGCACAUCAUGCAACAACAGAGACCUUUUCUCCAUCAUCUGGUGGAAGAUCUAUUAUUGACAUUCAUCACAAGAAAAACUACCACAUUAUCCCUAAAAACAAACUUGGACAGGACAUUUUUAUUAAAGCUACUGAAUUAAGGGGUCUCACAAACAUAAUUAGAAUGCCUUCUGGGGAUAUGAAACCUAUUAAAGUUCCUGUUUCCAAGAACAUGUUGGACUCACACUUGAAAGGCAAACUUUACAAGAAACUUAGGACAAUGAUUAUAGUUACUAUAGCUGAUGCUGAGCUUCCAAGAAGUAGAGGGUUGACAUCCCCACAAUAUACUGUAGCAAUCCAUCUCACACCGGACAGAAGUCUUCCUAGUGAAUUAAUGCUUCAGCAACAGAGUGCGCGCACUUGUGGAAGCAGCUCGGAUUAUAUGUCAUCUGAGAUUGAAGUGGUCAAGUGGAAUGAAGUAUUCUUUUUCAAAGUUGAUACUGCAGAGCACUACACGGUGGAGUUAAUUGUGACAGAUAUAGGAAAAGGUGUCCCUGUUGGAUUCUUUUCAGCCCCUUUAAAGCAGAUGGCAGUUGAUGAGAACUCAGAUUCAUAUGAUCAUUCAAAUAGAUGGAAGUGGGUUGAACUAACCUCAGAGGAAACAACGAAUGAGAUUCAAGGGGAAGACAGUAAAGAGUCACGUGGUAGGGUGCGCUGUAGCGUACUUUUUUCACCAAGAUCUGAAAUUGAGAACGAUGACCAAUCUGCCAUUAGCAAUCAAAAAUCCGGGUUUGUUCAGAUAAGCCCAACCAGGGAAGGGCCUUGGACUACUGUUAGGCUGAACUAUGCUGCUCCUGCUGCUUGCUGGCGAUUAGGUAGUGAUGUUGUUGCCAGUGAAGUAAGCAUCAAGGAUGGCAAUAGAUAUGUUCAUAUUAGAUCUCUGGUUUCAGUAUGUAAUGCUACAGAAUUUGAACUUGAGUUAUGCCUUGUUUCCCAAGCUUCUAGGGAAAACAUGAAAUCACCAAAUGAUGCAAGUGACCAAGAAGGUGUUCAAAUUGACUUCAAUGAAAUUUGUAUUGGGAGUUUGAGACCUGGAGAUACUGUGCCCAUUCCUCUCUCUGCUUUGAAACAAACAGGAGUAUAUGCAUUACGAUUAAGGCCGUGUAAACUUAGUAAUCCAGUUGAAUAUUCUUGGAGCUCUCUGGUAGAGAGGGUUAAUCAAAUAGAAGAUCCAAGUACUCCUUAUCUACCACAAGGAAUAAGUGUGUCGUCUCUUGUUGAGUCGGAGGAACUUUUAUACUGUACUGAGAUAAGUGGAACAUCUUCAAGUAGCUCCCAAAAGAUGUGGUUUUCUGUAAUCAUAAAAGCCACUGAGAUCGCGAAAGACAUUCGAUCUGAUCCUAUCCAGGAUUGGAAUCUUGUUGUCAAGUCCCCACUAUCUAUCAGCAAUUUUCUUCCCCUCAUGGCAGAAUAUUCUGUUCUAGAGAUGCAAAAAAAUGGAAAUUUUGUUGACUGCUCGAGGGGUGUUUUUGGUUCUGGAAAGACUGUGAAUGUUCAUAAUGCUGACAUAAGAAAUCCUUUGUUCUUUUCACUACUUCCUAACAGAACAUGGCUUCCUGUGCAUGAAGCUGUUCCUUUGUCUCAUACGAAAACAAUUAGUUUGAGAAGCUCAGUAACUGGAAGGAUUGUUCACAUUAUUCUUGAACAAAAUUUUGAUAGCGAGCAACUGCUGCAUGCUAAGAUUGUCAAAGUGUAUGCUCCAUAUUGGCUUGAUAUUGCUCGAUGCCCCUCACUCACAUGUAGACUCAUAGAUAUAACAGGAAAAAAACACACUCGGAAAUUCAGUGUUCCAUUUCGAUCCAAAAAGAACAAUGAGGUUGUCCAGGAGGAAAUAACAGAAGAGGAGAUGCAUGAAGGCCAUACAAUGACAUCAACUUUGAAUUUUAAAUUGUUGGGUAUUGCAGUUUCCAUAGCUGAAUCUGGCAAUGAGCAGUUUGGACCUAUUAAAGAUCUUUCUCCUCUUGGUGACAUGGAUGGAGCAGUGGAUCUGUAUGCUCUUAAUGAAGAAGGAAACUGCAUGCAGCUUUCCAUUACCACAAAAUCAUCCCCCUUUCCAUCGAUACCUACAAAGGUAGUAUCCAUCCGGCCAUUCAUUACUUUCACCAACAGAGUUGGUCAAGACAUAUUGGUUAAGCUAAGCAGUCAAGAUGAACCGAAAACUCUUCGUGCAUCAGAUUCAAGGGUCUCCUUUUUGUAUCGGCAAUCAGGUGGACCUGAUAAACUCCAGGUGCAAUUGGACGGUACCAAUUGGUCAUUUCCUGUUGAAAUUGUAAAGGAGGACACAAUUUUUCUUACUUUAAGGAGACGUGAUGGUUCUAGAAUAUUUUUGAGGACAGAAAUCCGGGGCUAUGAAGAAGGUUCACGCUUCAUUAUUGUAUUUCGUCUGGGGUCAACUGAUGGUCCUAUCAGAAUUGAGAAUAGAUCAAGAAAUCAAGCAAUCAGUAUUCGCCAGUCUGGUUUUGAUGAAGAUACUUGGGUACACUUACAACCUCUUUCAACAACAAAUUUUUCUUGGGAGGAUCCAUAUGGCCAACAGUUUGUUGAUGCUAAGGUCAACAGUGGGUCUAUUGUUGAUGUUUGGAAACUUGAUCUGGAGAGCGUUGGAUUACAUGCUGCAGAGAAUGACGAAUUAGGAUUGCGAUUCCAUGUUGUAGAAAUAGCUGAUACAAAGGUGAUUUGGUUCACUGAUAAGAGGGAUUCAGGGUCAAUUUCAUGUGAAGAAAUAAGACUAUUGGCACUUGCUAGAAAAUGGGAACAUUCGUAUACACAGACCAAUGUACAAAACAAUACUUCUCCUAUUGAAAUCAUUAUUGAGCUGGGGGUUAUAGGGAUUUCGAUAAUAGACCAUAAACCAAAAGAGCUCUCUUACAUCUACUUGGAGAGAGUUUUCAUAUCUUAUUUGACUGGCUAUGAUGGUGGGACAACAAGCAGAUUCAAGCUCAUACUAGGCCACUUGCAGCUGGACAACCAGCUUCCUCUGACUUUGAUGCCUGUCUUAUUGGCACCAGAAGCCCUCUCUGGUACUCACAAUCCAGUUUUCAAGAUGACUGUUACAAUGCGCAAUGAGAAUACUGAUGGCAUCCAGGUCUACCCAUAUGUGUACAUACGGGUUAACGACAGGACUUGGAGGUUUAAUAUUCAUGAACCAAUAAUUUGGGCUUUGGUGGAUUUUUAUAACAAUCUCCAUUUAGACCGCCUUCCCAAGAGCUCCAGUGUCAUAGAAGUUGAUCCAGAAAUACAUAUUGGAUUAAUAGAUAUUUCAGAAGUAAGAAUGAAGUUGUCACUGGAGACUGCGCCAGCUAUGAGACCUCACGGGAUGUUAGGGGUGUGGAGCCCUAUUUUAUCGGCUGUUGGAAAUGCAUUCAAGAUUCAAGUGCAUCUGAGAAGGGUUAUGCAUAAAGACAGAUUUAUGCGGAGAAGCUCUAUAAGUUCUGCUAUUGGAAACCGAAUUUUUAGGGAUCUGAUCCAUAAUCCUUUACAUUUGCUAUUUUCAGUAGAUGUACUUGGUAUGACGAGCUCAACAUUAGCUUCCCUUAGUAAAGGGUUUGCAGAACUCUCUACUGAUGGACAAUUUAUGCAGUUACGUUCGAAGCAAGUGUGGUCGAGGAAAAUUACUGGAGUGGGUGAUGGCAUUAUUCAAGGAACGGAGGCUUUUGCACAAGGUGUUGCUUUUGGGGUAUCUGGAGUGGUAAAGAGGCCCAUGGAAAGUGCAAGGGAGAAUGGUAUAUUAGGACUUGCGCAUGGGCUUGGUCAAGCUUUCAUAGGGUUUUUUACUCAACCUGUGAGUGGGGCUUUAGAUUUCUUCUCGUUGACUGUUGAUGGGAUUGGGGCUAGUUGUUCAAAAUGCUUGGAAGCUUUGAAUAGCAAGACCACAUUUGAUAGAGUCAGAAAUCCCAGGGCUAUCCAUUCAGAUAAUAUUCUAAGGGAAUACUGUGAGAAAGAAGCUCUUGGCCAGAUGGUACUCUACUUAGCAGAAGCAAGCCGGCACUUUGGCUGUACUGAAAUUUUCAAAGAGCCCUCAAAAUUUGCCUUGUCUGAUUAUUAUGAAGAACAUUUUGUUGUCCCUCACAAGAAGAUUGUCUUAGUGACCAACAAACGAGUUAUGCUGCUUCAGUGUCAAGCUCCAGACAAAAUGGAUAAGAAACCUUGCAAAAUUAUUUGGGACGUGCCUUGGGAAGGACUUAUGGCUUUGGAAUUGGCGAAAGCUGGCUUCAAUAUUCCAUCACAUUUGAUCCUCCAUCUUAAAAAUUUUGAGAGAUCAGAAAGUUUUGUCAGAGUUAUUAAGUGUAGUGCUGAGGAAUCAGGUAGUAACGAACCACAAGCUAUUAGGAUCUGCUCACUUGUACGUAAGAUGUGGAAGACUCACCAAUCUGACAUGAAAAGUCUAGUUUUAAAGGUUCCGGCAAGCCAGAGACUAGUGCACUUUGCUUGGAAUGAAGCUGAUGGAAGAGAACUGCGGACAUCAAAGUCUGUAAUUAGGUCGAGAGAGCUGUUGUCAGACAGGUCUGCAUCUGAUGAGAAAAGAUUUGUUAAACAUGUUAUCAAUUUCACAGAGAUUUGGAGAAGUGAACAAGAAUCAAAAAGUCGAUGCACAUUGUCUAAAAAACAGGUCCCAGAAGAUGGUAGAAUGUGUAGCAUUUGGAGGCCAAUUUGUCCAGACGGAUAUGUCUCAAUUGGGGAUAUUGCUCGUAUUGGCACCCAUCCUCCAAAUGUGGCUGCUGUGUAUUCUAAUGUCGACAGAUUGUUCGCUCCUCCAGUGGGAUACGACCUGGUAUGGCGGAACUGCUUGGAAGAUUACGUGGCACCACUAUCGAUAUGGUUGCCUCGUGCACCAGAGGGAUAUGUAUCUCCUGGAUGCAUUGCUGUCGCAUGUUUUGAAGAGCCGGAACCUAAUGCAGUGUACUGCGUGGCUGAAUCACUUACUGAGGAUACCGAAUUCGAAGAGCAGAAGGUUUGGUCAGCUCCAGAUUCUUAUCCAUGGGCAUGCCACAUAUAUCAAGUCAAAAGUGAUGCUCUUCACUUUGUUGCUCUAAGGCAAAGCAAGGAAGAAUGUGAUUGGAGACCUACAAGGGUUCUUGAUGACCAUCACUCCAUUCUACAAUCUUCUAGUUCUAACUCUCAGUGAAACCAAAAAUUGCUGUUAAAGUCCUUACUUUUUUUUUUUAAAUUUUGUAAGCAGGCCCUUAUUUGUUUUGAUUGUUUUGUUGUACAGUGUAUAGUAUCUCUUUCUUGACUCUUUUAUCUUUUUUCAUAGACGUUUACUUAUUUUUGAACCUCAAGGUGGCUUAUGCGUUGUUAUACAAGCCAGAUUAAAUUGCACUAGUUUAUUCAGAUUUUUUUUUUCUUUCUCAUUACUACUUAUACACGAAGAACUGUAUAGAGUACAGACUUGAAAUGAGUAAAAUUGAAAUUGUUUUGGUUGCAAAA